AUGCGAUACCUGCGAUCAAGCGCAUUGACUGCGCGACUGAUCAAAGCCGGGUGUUUGCGUGAACCAGCGUGGAUGUCGGCGCUCCGGGGUCUGGAGGCUGUACGCGCACAGCCCGUGCUUGAUCCGGACGCUCGGGUUCCGAAGCCUGGAACCCGGACGCGUACGGCGAAUGACCACACUUCACGGGUAUCGCUGCUGCAACGACUGCGCCGCCGACUUGCGGAACGUCACCCCGAGUGGCUACUCCACGUUGUGGUUGACCUCAAUGCACCAACGAGAGCAGAGCGCGACGUGAUCGAAAAGUUUGUUCGUAUGCAGGCGGAGCUCAUUCAGAGGGAGCAGUUGUCCGAAGAGGAAGCUUAUGAACGCACGCUGGCCGUGCUACGCAGCGAACUACCGCGGACGUCGCAGCUGGCGGCGCUGGUUGAACAGCAGCAGACCGCGUCAAAGAGUGUCGGGUUGUCUCAGGUUAUGGUGGCCGCACCGUCGCUUUCCGUUGCUAGUCCCGAGCGCCCACUCCAGGAUCCAGAGGCCGUUUUUCUGGCAAGUCUCCAGGAUGCACAACGUGAUCGCUGGUUAUUCGAGCAGUUUAGUAGACGUUUAACGAGUUAG
Messenger RNA from Cyanidioschyzon merolae strain 10D, 612 nucleotides. RefSeq lists its product as hypothetical. NCBI's taxonomy places the organism in Eukaryota, Rhodophyta, Bangiophyceae, Cyanidiales, Cyanidiaceae. The record is from RefSeq and is a predicted model, not a curated record. The transcript has a single exon. The coding region runs from base 1 to 612 and encodes 203 amino acids.